This is a messenger RNA of Nanorana parkeri, 1149 nucleotides long. Its product is annotated as trace amine-associated receptor 4-like. Lineage: Eukaryota; Metazoa; Chordata; Amphibia; Anura; Dicroglossidae. Gene Ontology annotation, molecular function: trace-amine receptor activity. Gene Ontology annotation, cellular component: membrane. The record is from RefSeq and is a predicted model, not a curated record. Bases 1 to 1149 code for a protein of 382 amino acids. Gene Ontology annotation, biological process: G protein-coupled receptor signaling pathway. The transcript is spliced from 2 exons.
AUGGGGCGGGGGAGGCGUUACAUCCAGCUCACCCAGUGCCGUUGCAUCGGCUAUGUCAUUGUCGGAAUCUUCUGUCAGGCCGCAUGUCAGUUGGAGCCGAAGGAGAGGAGAGCUAGCGGCGGACUGGCUGCCAAGCAAAAUGCAAAUGUACGCUUUGAGGAGUUGAACAUCUCCUGUGCUGUAUCUAACAGACCUCUUCCUAUUGACCUUGCCAUGAAUAUAAUCAUGUUUGGAGCAGUAGCACUUACAGUGGGAGGUAAUCUUUUAGUGAUUGUUUCAAUCACUCACUUCAAACAGCUUCACACCCCAACCAACUUUCUCAUAUUAUCCUUGGCAGUUGUGGACUUCCUCCUUGGACUAUUAGUGAUGCCGUAUAGCUCGGUGAGAUCCGUAACUUCAUGCUGGUAUUUUGGAGAAAUGUUUUGCACACUACACAGCUGUAUUGAUAUGACAUUGUGUACAUCCUCCAUAUUCCACCUCUUCUUCAUUUCUGUGGACCGAUACUUUGCAGUAUGUCACCCUCUUCAUUAUUAUAGGAAAAUAACAAUAUCGGUAGUUGAAGUCUGUUUACUGAUUAGCUGGACCAUUCCAUGUGUGUAUUCAUUUGGCCUUGUUUUUUCCAAUGCUAACAUGGAAGGUUUGCAAGGGAGUGAACCUCCACCAGAUUGCUGUGAUUCAUGCUCCCUUGUUUUUAACAAACUAUGGAGCAUAAUCACCUCAUUUUUUUGUUUCUUUUUCCCAGGUAGCCUCAUGAUUGGAAUUUACUUACGUGUUUUCUCUGUUGCAAAAAAACAAGCCAAGGCGAUUAAUAACCAUUCUAAUUCUACAAGUGAAAAAAACAACACUAAGAAUAGAAUGUCAAUAAAAGUAGAAAGUAAAGCGGCAAGGACACUAAGCCUCGUGAUGGGGGUCUUCAUACUGUGCUGGAUGCCUUUUUUUGUUACAACUAUAGCUGAUCCUUACCUUAAUUUCUCAGUAUCGGUUGAUUUUUAUAAUGUUGUAUUAUGGCUUGGUUAUUUUAAUUCUGCACUUGAUCCUAUUAUCUAUGCUCUAUUUUAUCCAUGGUUUAAAAAAUCAUUUAGGAUCAUACUUUCAGGUAAAAUAUUACACACCGGGUCUUCUUCCAUCAAUGUGCUGGCUAAACUGUGA